CAGCUUUCCAUCCAUCAGCUGUCACAACAUCAAAGAAAAGAAAUUGAAAAUUUCACAAAUAAGAAACAAUCAAUCAAUGGUUUUAACACCAAUAGUGUCUGUUUACAAAAGUUUAAUGAUUAAACAAAUAAUUCGCUACAAUAGCUCCAUGAAUCAAAUACUUCGGACAGGUGAAUGUUUGUAAACAUUGAAUUCUCUACUUAUUUCAUUAACAGAAAUCUCACGCGCAUUUUCACUAAAUAAACAGGAUAUUCAACUUUAAGAAGCAUGAGCAACGCUCCUGGUCCUGUUGAAGGCACAAUAAGGGACAAACUACAGUCUCAAUUAACGGCAACUUAUGUAGAUGUUAUAAAUGAAUCUUACAUGCACAAUGUACCGAAAGGAGCAGAAACACAUUUCAAAGUUGUUGUCGUAUCGGAUAAAUUUGACGGCUUACCUCUAAUAAAGAGACAUCGUUUGGUAAAUGAUGUGCUAAAAGAAGAGCUUCAGACUGGAGUCCAUGCCCUCUCCAUAAUAGCUAAGACACCUCAGCAGUGGGAAAUUAGUGAUAAGAUUGUGGAGAGCAGUCCUAAUUGUAGAGGAGGUUUCGGAAAAUAAACUUAUAGCAGGUUAUAAAAAAAAACAUAUGGAAUUAAAGUUAUAAUUUAUUUAAUGUGUACCUAAAAUUAUAUUUCAAUAAAUAAUAUUUUGUAUCUA
Amyelois transitella is the source of this 696-nucleotide messenger RNA. Its product is annotated as bolA-like protein DDB_G0274169. The transcript has 2 exons. Bases 268 to 597 code for a protein of 109 amino acids. The record is from RefSeq and is a predicted model, not a curated record. NCBI's taxonomy places the organism in Eukaryota, Metazoa, Arthropoda, Insecta, Lepidoptera, Pyralidae. Gene Ontology annotation, cellular component: mitochondrion.